CGCGGCCAUGCUGAAGAUCGCCGAGAUGCAGUACAGCGGCGCCAACAGCAUCUUCCUCCGGCUGCUCAUCGACAAGAAGUACGCUCUGCCCUUCCGUGUGGUGGAUGCCCUCGUCUUCCACUUCCUGGCCUUCCGCACGGACCAGCGUGUCCUGCCCGUCCUGUGGCACCAGAGCUUCCUGGCCUUCGCCCAGCGCUACAAAGAGGACCUCUCCUCGGAGCAGAAAGAGGCUUUGCUUGAGCUGCUCAAGUUCCACAGCCACCCGCAGAUCUCGCCGGAGAUCCGGAGGGAGCUGGUGAACUCCAAGACGCGGGAUGUGGAGGGGCAGGAGCCC
This is a messenger RNA of Antrostomus carolinensis (chuck-will's-widow), 334 nucleotides long. Its product is annotated as bystin-like. The transcript has a single exon. The record is from RefSeq and is a predicted model, not a curated record. Gene Ontology annotation, molecular function: snoRNA binding. Gene Ontology annotation, biological process: rRNA processing. The annotation marks the transcript as partial. Lineage: Eukaryota; Metazoa; Chordata; Aves; Caprimulgiformes; Caprimulgidae. Gene Ontology annotation, cellular component: cytoplasm; nucleolus; preribosome, small subunit precursor.